UUAGAUUUUGGCGCGAAUUCGAGCUCCUCCUAGGGCUUGGUGUGGGCGGCGGGAUGUCUCUUCUUGUCAAGAAGCUCUCGGCGUGCGCCAUUUUGCCGUCCAGAGGCUCAGCGCUCGCCGCCGGCUACGAUCUCUCCAGUGCGUAUGAUAGCGUUGUUCCUGCCAGAGGCAAGGCGCUUAUUCAAACCGAUCUCUCGGUGGCACUUCCGGAAGGAACUUAUGGCCGCAUUGCUCCACGCUCUGGACUGGCAUGGAAGCACUCGAUCGACGUGGGCGCUGGUGUUAUAGACGCCGACUAUCGCGGACCACUCGGUGUCAUCCUUUUCAAUCACUCUGACACGGAGUUUUCGAUCAAAGCCGGGGAUCGGAUUGCUCAGCUCAUACUGGAGAAGAUUGUCACUCCUCCCGUCCUGGAAGUCGAGGACCUGGAUCUCACCGUCAGGGGAGCUGGAGGAUUUGGCUCAACCGGAGUGACCCUCAAAGUUGUUGCUUGAGAAUCGAUCGAACACUAGUAAGUUUCUCUUUGCAAAAGUCUUGUAGCUCAAAGGAUGUUUGCAAAGUUCGUUCUUUUGUCUAUUGACAGAUGAGAUGAAACGAAGAUAAAUGGUUUCUUUA
Selaginella moellendorffii is the source of this 615-nucleotide messenger RNA. RefSeq names its product deoxyuridine 5'-triphosphate nucleotidohydrolase. The transcript is spliced from 3 exons. Gene Ontology annotation, biological process: dUTP catabolic process; dUMP biosynthetic process. Gene Ontology annotation, molecular function: magnesium ion binding; dUTP diphosphatase activity. The record is from RefSeq and is a predicted model, not a curated record. The coding region runs from base 54 to 494 and encodes 146 amino acids. Lineage: Eukaryota; Viridiplantae; Streptophyta; Lycopodiopsida; Selaginellales; Selaginellaceae.